Molecule: messenger RNA, 6101 nt
Organism: Gasterosteus aculeatus aculeatus (three-spined stickleback)
Lineage: Eukaryota; Metazoa; Chordata; Actinopteri; Perciformes; Gasterosteidae
Gene: smc5
Product: structural maintenance of chromosomes 5
Biological process (GO): double-strand break repair via homologous recombination
Cellular component (GO): nucleus; Smc5-Smc6 complex
Molecular function (GO): single-stranded DNA binding
Source: RefSeq, a predicted model, not a curated record
GCGUUGUUGUGUGAGCCGUGUUGUUGUUGUGUGAGCGGAUGGCGUUGUCUGAUUGUGGUGUGAUGUGAGUUUAUUUAUGUUAAAAAUCUACACAGUGAUCUUAUUUGAUCUGGUCGGAGUACGGCUCCGCUUCGAUCAGAGAUGAUAGGAAACAGCGCCCUCGAGCCUCCGAGGCGGUGAGCGGUGGCGAGAGUUUCUGGGCCUCCACGCUGUGGUCGGAGAUGAUGAGUUGGAUCAGAUAUACUAGUUCUGGGUGCGUUUGGGUUCGUCUCAAGCCUCUCGAUGGACGAUGAGUAAAUCAGCGAUUCUGAUCCGAUCACGACCGAGAAGCCGCGAGAACCUCGCUUUAAAGCCAACAGUCGCUGUUUGUUUGCUUGUUACAAAGUCUGGGCGCGUUAGCGUGAUGUUUUUUUUACAUUUAAGGCCGAGUAAGUACAGUAGAGACUGGUUUGUUAGUCACCGGCCCCUGCAGGGCCGUGUUCACGUUUUAAAGGAUCACGUGGCGUGACGCAUGUUCCGGUCUUUUUGAGUUCACGUUAAUUCUCUUGCGAUGAGUUUCACUGAAACUAAAGUAAUAUUAAUUCAUACAUUUUAACGUAUCUACAAGUCACAUGUCUUUUCAUGAUUGCAUAUGAACGUGUACUUGUGUAAUUGCCGUAGUAAGAACCCUCGCGCCACGGUCGCAUUAUGAUGAUGCGUUGCGAAUAUCACAAACCGUGUUUACAGCGACGGAGACUCGAGUUAAGACCGAAACACGAAUGAUUCACCGGCGUUCGUUUACGCUUUAGCGUAACUUAUAAUUAAAACAGUAAUUUGCUCUUAACCCGUCCGAGUUCUACUGGGAUGUUGAGACCAGCAACUAGGCCGCGUCUUCCUUUUUGUUAGAGCAAGCUGUUCUCUCGCUCCCCCCCCCCCCCCCCCCCCCCCCCCAAAAAAAGGUGUAUAUGUAUGGGAACACUUUUUCCAAUUCACUCUUAAUGCACUUUAAACACUACAAUACAUUGAUUCGAGUACCCUGCUCUAUUCAUAAAAGUGAAGGAAUACAAUAAGUGCAUCACUCAAUUCUACAACACAAUGAACUGUAUUUGCUAGUGGCAAUGCCCCUUUUUAUGUAAAAUAUACAACUUGUCUACACACAAGGUCACGUAUCACAUUGUGCCUUGUCAGCUAUUGAGUAGAAUAAAACAACAAUUUCUGCUUUGUUUUCUACACCAGAUGUUUGUGUCUUCAUUCAAGUUGGAGUUUUUUUUCUUUGCAUUUAUUAUUCUUGUCUGGAGAAAUAAACAUGCACAUCCUCGCCAGUGGUAACAAACUGUCCAGUGGAGUAUUACAACAAAUUCCUAAAAGAAAAUGCAAUAAUUGUCAUUAUACUGUGGCUGUUUUAUUCUUUCCCUUUUGUUUCCUAAAAUUCACAACGUCCAUCCAAAAUAGUGAUUCUUAUUGAAAGAAGGAACUGAUGACAAAUUUUAUUUUCCCUCCAAAGAACAAACAUGUUUGAUUUUGUUCAAGCUUGUGAAAACCUCCCAAACCUGCGUUUUACAGGUUGUGUUGUUGCAAUCCAAAGCAAAGCGUUCAUAUUCUAAUACCAACACAAUAUGUAUCUCUUCCAGACAACCAACAAUGUGAUCUUUAGUAUAGCAUAGUUUUGAUAAGAUCAAAAUAGUUGUUUUAGACAAGCCUAUCAUACAUUCUUUGAUAAUAUUGUAUAAUCAAUUAAUACAAAUUGCCACGUGCCAAUAGAAAACAAAUAUACUAGUUGAUAAAUGUUAAGGACCACAUGAAAUCAGAUUAUACUUAUUUUUUCAUAAAAUCUUAAAUGUUUUAUGCAAUUGACAAAAAACAUUAAAACAUGAUUCACAAUGAUCUCAUUUUAUGAGUAAAGACCCUGGAAGACGUUCAAAAAGGGGGAAGUAUGAAAUAAACCCCGACGUGUUCAUAUUCAUAUUUACACCAUUUCCACACUAUCACAAUCAUUUACCAGGUGACGUCAGUUAAGUCCCCGAGGGCACAGGGUUUAAGGGGGCAUCGGAAUAGGGCCCUACAGCUGGAUUGGAACUGUUCUUUUGCUUAGGAAGGUUCCUAACCUUCCUAACUUCCUAACUAAGUGAAAUGACGCAGAAGUAGUGUAAGUAGCCGCUUUGAUGAAAGCCGUUCGAAUUCUCUCAGUCUAAAUGCUAAGAAAAUGAGCUUCAGUGCUUCCUUAUGCAUCUCCUUUAGCAUAGGAACCACUGGACCUUCCUUUACGAAAGGAAAGGAAAUCAGUCCGUCCCACAAUCCUUUGCGGUGGCAAUAUUUAAAUAGUGGCGUAUUAUUUUACAGAGAAACGCAGGUUAUGUAAGUAACCAUUUAAUUUUCAACCUUGUUAAUAAAGUCGUACGUCAGGGUACGGUGGUUAGGAAAAGACGUUAGUCAGGCAAUAAUGAGUUCGGUAGUGUUUUCGACUAUUCGAUACGGCCCCAGUUUCACUUUAUGAGUCCGUGACUCUCGCGAUAACGGCAGUUCCGACGAUGACGCCGGUCCUUGUGAUUACACGUGACCCGAUUCGUCCAACCACCUCUCGGCGAACACCAGUUGAGGCGCGCCAGGCCGAACGGAUGCUGGUGCCUCUCCUCGGACAGCUAACGCUCGUCUUUUGGUCACUAUGGCUACGUUCAGCAAAAAACGGCGACAAAGUCAGGUGAAAAGUGGCUCACAGAGUACCAAGAGCUUAGCGGACAUGUUCCUACGCGGUCCGACGGGCGUUGGAGAAGAGGGGCGUUUUGUGGAGGGCUCCAUACUUCGCCUCACCAUGAAAAACUUCCUCACUUACGACUACUCCGUGUUGUUUCCCGGACCAAAUCUGAACAUGAUCGUUGGAGCCAAUGGAACCGGCAAGUCCAGCAUCGUGUGCGCCAUCUGUUUGGGUCUGGCUGGAAAGACCGCUAUCCUGGGCAGAGGCGACAAGGUCGGGCUCUAUGUCAAGCGAGGGUGCAACAAAGGAUUCAUUGAAAUUGUGCUAUACAAGACUGGUGGUAAUGUAGUGAUCAACAGAGAGAUCCAUGUGGAGAACAAUCAGUCUCUGUGGAUGCUGAAUGAUAGACACUGCAACCAGAAGUCCGUGGAAGAAGAAGUCAAGGCUCUGCGUAUCCAAGUCGGCAACCUCUGCCAGUUUCUGCCUCAGGAAAAAGUGGGAGAGUUUGCCAAGAUGUCCAAAAUUGAGUUGCUGGAGGCAACUGAGAAGUCAGUAGGACCACCAGAAAUGUACGAGUACCAUUGUGAGCUCAAAAACUUUCGCAACAGAGAACGAGAACUGGAGAACGUUGUGAAGGAGAAGGCCAGUUUCCUCGAAAAGGCCAAGCAGAGGAACGACAGGAACAAACAUGACGUGAACCGCUAUUACGAAAAGAAGAGGCACCUGGACGUGAUUGAGUUGCUUGAUAAGAAGAAACCGUGGGUGGAGUACGAGACCACCCGAAAGGAGUGUGAGGCAGCAAAGAAGGAGCGAGAUGAGGCCAAAAAGCAGCUUUCUGCCCUGAAGCAGGCCCAGGCGCCCAUGCUGAGGAAGAUCCAGCUGAUUGAUAACCAGCUGAAGCCCACUGAGGCACAGAUAAAGGCUAAGACACUCGCCAUCAAAGAAGCCUCUCUGAAGUGCAAACAGAAACAAGAGCAGUUGGAUCGAAAACACAAAGAGAUAGAAGAUAUUAAGCAGACUCAAAAGCUGAAGCAGAUGGAAGAGGAAGACCACCAGAAGCGAAUCAGCAACACCAGACGGACCAUCGAGGACUUGAAGGCGGAGCUCGCCAAAGUUGCCGACCAACCCGACGUGACUCCGCGGAUCAACGCCGUCAACCUCGAGCUGAGAAACAUCCGGGAGGAGAGGGCGAAGAUCGAGGGAGAGAAGGGCGACCUGCGCAGGGAGAAAGAGAACCUGCACGCUGAGACCAGAAUGUUGCUGAGAAAGCUCAGUAACAUGAACAACAUGAUGAAUGCCAAAGAGGAGAAGCUGCGAGGACGCCACCGGGACACGCACGCCGCCCUCCAGUGGCUCCGACAGAACAGACAGCUCUUUGUUGGAAAUGUCUAUGAGCCCAUGAUGCUGGUGAUCAACGUGAGAGAUCAUCGCUUUGCUAAAUUCGUGGAAAACCACAUCUCAUUCCACGAUCUGCGGGCGUUUGUCUUCCAGAAAAAAGACGACAUGGAGAGGUUCAUGACCGAGGUUCGUGACAAGUUGAACCUGAAAGUCAACUCCAUAUCUGCUCCGGAGGAUUCGUGCUCCAGGCGGCCGCCAUCCCGAAAUAUUGAGUCCCUGAGGCGUUUCGGGUUCUUCACCUACCUACGCGAGAUGUUUGACGCCCCCGAUGAGGUGAUGAGUUACCUCUGUCACCAGUACAAAGUGCACGACGUCCCUGUGGGCAACGAGCAGACUAAAGCCAUGAUUAAAACGGUGAUUGAGGAGCCCUACCUCAGGGUGUUAUACACAACAGAUGAGAGGUACACUUUGAAGAGGUCCUAUUACUCCAACAAGAUCAGCACCAGUAACUCUGCAGUUCACGCUUCCCAGUACCUCAUCAUCACGGUGGAUGCUGAAGAGAAACGGCUGCUUGAGCAGCAGAUGAAGGGCUGCGAGUCGAAGCUACGAGACAUCGAUGAGCGGAUAAAAGCCCUGCAGGCAGAAGCCGCCACACUUGAUCGCCGUGACAACGAGUUGUUGGCGGAGAAGAAGCACCUUUGUGAGGUGAAGGGCAAAAAGAGGCAACUGGAGCAGAAGAUCAGUACUAAGCAAGACAGUCUGAGACAAAUGGAGCAGAGCGUUAUUAACCUGCAGACGAUUGAAGAGGAAACUAAAGCGAAAAUUGCAGUUGUCAACGCAGAGAAAGUGUCCAUAAUCACAGUGUUCCUGGCCCAAAUUAAGCUGAGAUCCAAGCUGACCAUGGAGAAGGUGUACCUGGCUUUGGACUCCGUGGGUCUGAUGGGUGAGAAAAACAAGCUGGAGAAUGAUUGUAGACACGGCGCCUCUGAACUCAAGAUAACUGAGCAAAAAUGCAGCCGUCUGGAGCAGAGGAAAGUGCAACUGACGGAGCAAUGCAAAGGCCUGUUGAAGAGAGCGAUGUCAAUUUGUAAGAUGAGACCCGAUGAGUCAUUACCCGAAGACCUUCGUAACGCUUUCAGCAAGCUGCCUGACACGCUGGACGAGAUCGAUGCCAUGCUGAAUGAGGAGCGGUCCAGAGCGGAGUGCUUCACUGGCCUCAACGAAAAUGUUGUUGACGAGUACAACAAGAGAGAGCAGGAGAUCAAACAUCUGGAGAAAGAGCUGGAAGACGAGAGCAGCGCUCUAAACACCUACCGACAAAACAUAUCCGAGGCUAAGGAGCGCUGGCUAAACCCGCUGAAGCAGCUGGUGGAACAGAUAAAUGACAAGUUCAGUGAUUUCUUCCGCUCCAUGCAGUGCGCAGGAGAGGUUGACCUGCACUCAGAGAACGAGGAGGAGUAUGACAAGUAUGGGAUCCGAAUUCGGGUGAAGUUCCACAGCAGCACUCAGCUCCACGAGCUCACGGCGUACCACCAGAGCGGAGGAGAGCGCAGCGUCUCCACGAUGCUCUACCUCAUGGCCCUGCAGGAGCUCAAUCGCUGCCCCUUCAGAGUUGUGGACGAGAUCAAUCAGGGAAUGGAUCCUGUAAAUGAGAGAAGAGUGUUUGACAUUGUGGUCCGCACAGCCUGCAAAGAGACCACAUCCCAGUACUUCUUCAUAACACCCAAACUGCUGCAGAAUCUUCAGUACGCUGAUGAGAUGACUGUCCUCUGCGUCCAUAACGGCAGCCAAAUGCUUCCCCCCAACCAAUGGGACGAGAGGGAAUUCAUCAAACGAUGUCGCCAAAGAAAAGCCGUGGCAUGAGCCUACAGUUUUACCUCCACUGCAAGAAUUAAAUUCAUUAGAAUUAUUGAAAUGAAACUGAUGUUCAUCAUUCUCCAUCCAUGUCUGUUAAACCCUUUUAUUUUUGAUAAAAUGGAUUACGUGAACCUUGGAAAUUUAAUGUUUGAGUUGUUAUUCUGAAGGCUUUUUCAAAACCUCAACAUUGGGUACAUAUAAGAUGAAUGUUUAUAAAACAGACUUAAAACUUAAA